This is a messenger RNA of Trichoderma harzianum CBS 226.95, 493 nucleotides long. RefSeq lists its product as hypothetical. The transcript is spliced from 2 exons. The record is from RefSeq and is a predicted model, not a curated record. NCBI's taxonomy places the organism in Eukaryota, Fungi, Ascomycota, Sordariomycetes, Hypocreales, Hypocreaceae. The coding region runs from base 72 to 308 and encodes 78 amino acids.
GAAAUAAUUGCCCGAUCUUUUGUUGAAACGAAAUCUGCAAUUCCACUAUCUUGCUCUCCGCAUAAACGAAAAUGCAUCCUCAUCUGCACACACAAAAUGCUAUGGCAUGCCAGGAGGUCAUUGCCGCUCUCGAAGAAUGCCAUGCGAAGGGCUUCAUGCACAAAGCUGCAGGCGCCUGCAACGAUGCCAAAGACUUGGUAGACAAGUGUCUGCGACAGCAGCGCUCCAAAGUACAAGACGAUAACAGAGCCGCUGCAAGGGCGAAGAGGGAUAAGAUCAAAGAAGAGCAGCGAGCGCUUAGUCUAUAAGAGAUACCGAUGGACGUACCCGAGUUCUCUCCAUUUCGCCGCAUUCUCAACUCAUUUCUACAUUCAAAUACUUUUUAUUUUGUACAUUAUCACCAUCUAGUAUCAUUUAUGACCGGCGUUGGGGGAAUAAGACGGGCAGCCGGAAGAUAGGCGCUACGUCUUGUCAAUGUACAUAUAUAUUCUCA